UCUCCGCUGAAAAGAGCACAAUUCGGCAUAGACAGUAGUCAAGGAAUUACUUCUCAUCUGGAAACCAAGAGCAGAGCUUGGAGGGAUGUACUGUGCAAAACUCAAGACACAGGUACUAAUUUCUAUUUGACUGAAAUGGACUCAAAACAAAACAUCUCAUCUGAAGAUGUCUCUCUUCCUCCCUACGAGCAACAUGGAGACCCCUUUGAAUCAAAACUCUCAAAAGAAGCUGACAUAGUUGCUGGAUUUUAUUUAUUAGUAAUUGGGAUUAUGUCCACUUUAGGCAAUGGAUAUGUCCUUUAUAUGUCUACACAACGGAAAAAGAAGCUGAGGCCUGCGGAAAUAAUGACUGUCAAUCUAGCAGUGUGCGACCUGGGUAUUUCAGUGCUGGGAAAGCCUUUCAGCAUCAUCGCCUUUUUCUCCCAUCGAUGGAUUUUUGGUUGGAGUGCCUGCCGCUGGUAUGGAUGGGCAGGUUUCUUUUUUGGCAUCGGAAGUCUUAUUACCAUGACAGCAGUCAGCCUGGAUAGAUAUUUCAAAAUCUGCUACUUAUCGUAUGGUACUUGGCUAAAGAGAUGCCACGCCUUUAUCUGCUUGGGAAUAAUCUGGUCCUAUGCUACGUUUUGGGCAACAAUACCAUUUGCUGGCUUGGGAAAUUAUGCUCCAGAACCAUUUGGGACCUCGUGCACCCUGGACUGGUGGCUAGCUCAAGGUUCUGUGGCUGGACAGGCUUUUAUUAUGAAUAUCCUUUUCUUCUGUCUCUUAUUCCCAACUGCAGUGAUCAUGUUUUCCUAUAUUAAAAUAAUAGCAAAGGUCAAGUCAUCCACAAAAGAAGUAGCUCAUUAUGACACCAGGAUUCAAAAAACCCAUGUGCUGGAAAUGAAGUUAACUAAGGUGGCGAUGUUGAUCUGUGCAGGAUUCCUAAUUGCUUGGAUACCCUAUGCGGUUGUCUCCGUGUGGUCAGCGUUUGGAAGGCCAAAUUCAGUUCCCAUCAAAGUUUCUGUGAUCCCAACCUUACUUGCAAAGUCUGCCGCUAUGUACAACCCUGUCAUUUACCAAGUCAUUGACUGCAAAUCUGCCUGUUGCCGGCCAUGUCCUCUCAAGCCACUGCAGAAGAAAACCUCCUUAAAGAGAUCCCAGCCAUAUACAAUAUCUGCAGAUAACAAUUCUGAAGUAAUUAAUGAAACUCAACUGGACAGCGAAGAAACUCUGUAAACAGUAAUUUUAACCUACCAAGCAACUCUUUUCUUAAUUGCUUCCUUUACAACGUUUAACAUUAAUUUAGCUCUAUUUUGCUGUGUUUUUGUUUGCAUGCAUUUUUCCAUGCCAAGUGAAAGACCCCCCCCCAAAAAAAAGAAUCAGUUUGUUUGUGUAUGUUAUAAGAAUGUAAACACAAGCUUCAUUCUUGCAAAG
Messenger RNA from Podarcis muralis (Common wall lizard), 1410 nucleotides. RefSeq names its product opsin 5 (gene OPN5). Gene Ontology annotation, biological process: G protein-coupled receptor signaling pathway; visual perception. Lineage: Eukaryota; Metazoa; Chordata; Lepidosauria; Squamata; Lacertidae. Gene Ontology annotation, cellular component: membrane. Gene Ontology annotation, molecular function: G protein-coupled receptor activity. The record is from RefSeq and is a predicted model, not a curated record.